UCUGUUCUCUUCUUUCUUUUUUUUUCCCUUCUUUUUUAAUGUCUGAUUGUCUUGAAAUGUUAGUUAGGGUUUUGGUUUUAGGAUUGUUUGGUUAGGAGGAAAGUAUGAGAAAAUGAAAUCUGUAAAUCCUCAAAUGUUUUUACGGGAAUUACUUCCAAGCCUUAACAGUUUUAGAUCUAUUUUUCAAUAGAGCAGUCGAGUCUCAUUUCCCAGUACUUCUCUCUCUACAACUCUCAUUCUCUUCUGGUUCACAUAUGCAAUUGCUCUGUUUAGGGUUUUUGGGUUCAAGUGUUGCAGACCGUGUUGGGGUUCAUCUCCUUUGAAUAGGUUGUCUCUCUUUGGGCCAUGGAUGGGUUGGUGGGACAUAAUAGGGGUAUUUGAGCAGCAGUGGUAAUAUAUGGCUUCCUUCCGAGCAUUCUUGAACAGUCCAGUUGGUCCAAAAACAACUCAUUUUUGGGGACCUAUUGCCAACUGGGGAUUCGUUGCUGCUGGGUUGGCGGACAUGAAUAAACCCCCAGAAAUGAUAUCUGGCAACAUGACAGCAGCUAUGUGUGUUUAUUCGGCCCUGUUUAUGAGGUUUGCAUGGAUGGUUCAGCCUCGCAACUACCUACUUCUCGCAUGCCAUGCCUCAAAUGAGACUGUGCAGCUUUAUCAACUCUCCCGUUGGGCAAAGGGUCAGGGGUACUUGCAGGAGAAGAAAGACGAAGCUGCAUCUAACUGACUUGGUGCUGCCUUCUUCUACUUUGCUCGAUCAGCGAUUUCUGUCGGGGUUCCUGGAAACCACUGGCAUCUUGUGUCAGACUCCUCUGAAACACUUCACUUUCAAUUUUAUUGCAUGUAUUAGCAGAACCAAGCAGAUCACAGUCGAAUGAAUCUUGAUUCCUAUUGUGGCUUUGCUUUUAUGGCAAUUAAUAAAUCUGUAAGAUAGUAGUAUUUGAUCCA
Vitis vinifera (wine grape) is the source of this 942-nucleotide messenger RNA. RefSeq names its product brain protein 44-like protein. The coding region runs from base 398 to 721 and encodes 107 amino acids. The record is from RefSeq and is a predicted model, not a curated record. Gene Ontology annotation, cellular component: mitochondrial inner membrane. The transcript is spliced from 6 exons. Gene Ontology annotation, biological process: pyruvate import into mitochondria. NCBI's taxonomy places the organism in Eukaryota, Viridiplantae, Streptophyta, Magnoliopsida, Vitales, Vitaceae.